AUGGCGGAGUAUGAAUGUAAAACAUCCAAUGAACAGCUGGCUGGUCCUUCAGCUGGAACUAAUGGGAUUAGUGAAUGUGGAGUUGCUCUGAAGACCCGUUCACCUUUUCUAGCCAAUGAAGAUGGUGUACUUGGAGGUGUGAUAGUUCUUCGGUCGUGCAGGUGUUCAGCAGAGCCUGAAUCGUCACAGGAAAAGCCAACUUUACUAGUGGAAUUUCUGUGGAGCCAUACAACAGAGAGCAUGUGUGUAGGAUAUAUGUCUGCACAGGAUGGCAAAGCUAAGACUCACAUUUCAAGACUUCCUCCUGGAGCUGUGGCAGGACAGUCCGUGGCAAUAGAAGGAGGAGUUUGUCGGCUGGAGAGUCCAGAAAGCUGAACAGCUGAUUCCUCACUUCGUUGCAAAGAAUGUGAAUGACUUUUUUUGUACAAUAAGUUUUUUGUGUUCUAACAGAUGUUGGAAAUUCUACUCUUGUUUUAUACCCGGUAUUGCAACCAUGUGCACCAUAACUUGAGGCAAGUGCUGCUGUAGUUUAUGUUCUCACUCUGUGAAUGAGGGUGUGUGCAUGUUCAUUUUUUCCCUAAUAAAAUAGGAACUCUUCCCAAUUGUGCAAAGGUUAAGAUUAUGUAUGACUGAUGUUUGCAUUUUCAUUGUUUCAUGUUUGAAAAAUCAGUGAAAGCUUAAAAAAAAAGGAAAUUAAUUUAAAGAUAGGGUCACAAUUGUCAUUCAUGUUCUAAAUUUAAAAGUAACAGGCCUUUUAUGUGGCUAUAUCAUUAUGCAAAAGUUAUUAUGGUUUCUAAGUUUCUCAGUGGUUUAAGGAAAUCCAGAAGUGGUUUCAGCAUAGGUUGUUUUUUUCCUCCCCAAUAAGGAGGACUGUUUGUUUUUGUCAAAGAAUGGUUUCAGUGAAACAAACUAGAGCAAAAUUAAGGCUAGAAUUGUUGUUUAAUAGUCUUAUAGGUCAUAUCUCUGUUCCCAAACUAAGAUGUUAAUAGCUUCAAGCUGUAUGUAUCACAAAAAGCUAUAUGAAGAUAAUGUAUCGUAAUGCAGUCUUUAUGUAUAAUGGAAUAUUACAAUGUAAAUAAGAAAACAAAGUUUAUGGAAAGAUUCGAUAUUAUUCUUCGCUUCUGUUUAAAAUCUAUUUUUAAGAGAGGUACAGAAAUGAACAUAUUACUGGAUGCGAAGUGCAAUGUGUAUUAAAUGGACGCUGGGAGGUCUGAUACUAGCUUUCUUAUUGAUAAAUGAACUUCCUGAAGUCCAGCCACAGCAUGGGUAUUUAUAUAACUGUGUGUAAUAUGUAUGUACUGUGCAUAAAUUUACUGUAAUUCUUUUUACACCUUCCACAAAACUGCAUUAUAAAACAAUGUAGUCCUUGUCUGCCUUGUGAAGUAUUGGCAGCUGAAUGGUUGUUUGUCACCAGUUCUGAUGCGUUAGCUGGUUCGCCUGAGUCCUAAAAUUGAGUUCUGACAUACAAUCUUCCAUUCAGUUCUUUUUUUCUUCACAGCACUGGCAGCAAUAGAAGACACUUGCAAUUAAUUCAUUGUCCUGAUAAGUAUGCCAAAGAGAAACUAAAGUAGUUCAUCUUUUUCCCUGGUGGAUAUUUGAUAACUCUGUUUUCAGAAAUAGUGGAUGAAUAAAUAUUCAGACUGUAUUCGCUUAAUCGGGCAUUGUACUUGCCUGUUUUGUAAUGUUGUGCCUGCCUAUAACACACAUACUUGACUGAUUAAAUGGUUACAUUGAUUGUAGUACCAAUCUUUCAUGGAAAAGAAUCUUAAUAAAUUUUUUUUUAAUAGCCUGAGGUCAUUUUCACUGUUAUGUUCUAGCAUACAUUGAGAUA
Messenger RNA from Nestor notabilis (Kea), 1831 nucleotides. Its product is annotated as threonine aspartase 1-like. Lineage: Eukaryota; Metazoa; Chordata; Aves; Psittaciformes; Psittacidae. The record is from RefSeq and is a predicted model, not a curated record. The transcript has 5 exons. The coding region runs from base 1 to 375 and encodes 124 amino acids.